Messenger RNA from Rhododendron vialii, 2537 nucleotides. Its product is annotated as F-box/LRR-repeat protein 3. The transcript has 7 exons. Gene Ontology annotation, cellular component: SCF ubiquitin ligase complex. The record is from RefSeq and is a predicted model, not a curated record. Gene Ontology annotation, molecular function: protein binding. The coding region runs from base 334 to 2268 and encodes 644 amino acids. Lineage: Eukaryota; Viridiplantae; Streptophyta; Magnoliopsida; Ericales; Ericaceae. Gene Ontology annotation, biological process: SCF-dependent proteasomal ubiquitin-dependent protein catabolic process.
ACCACCUCACUCUCUCUCUCUCUCUCUCUCUCUCUCUCUGCAGAAGCAUUACUGCAGCCUCCCCCUCCUCUCUCUCUCCGGUGCAAAUCCUAACCCAACCUCUCCUCCACCAGCCUUUUUCAACAUCGCACACACCUCCACGGCCAGAAACAAAACAAUGAACUCCUCGUUACGAUUUCCGCGUCCCGACUCGCCCGCCUCCACCUCGUCCGUCGACCUCCGCCUGCUCUAUUUUUUGUUCGUACCCACCUAGACAAAAAUCACUCAAAUCAGCCUUUGAACCCCAAAAAGAAAAACAACAAAACAGACCCUUCAAGUUCCAAACAAGCUCCAAUGGAGUCCCCUCCGAUCCUCUCUCUCCUCACCGACGACCUCCUCCUCCAAGUCCUCUCCCACCUCCCCGACGACUCCGACCGAAAAUCCCUCCGCUCCGCCUGCCGCGCCUUCCUCCGCCUCGACUCGCUCCACCGCACCCAACUCAGGAUCCUCCGCCCCGAAUUCCUCCCGGGCCUCCUCCGAAAAUACCCAAAACUCGAAACUCUCGACCUCUCCGUCUGCCCCCGCGUCGAUGACGCCACGAUGACCGCCCUACUGAGUCGCGGUCGCCGCGGUGAGUGGAUGCGGGGGAUCAAGAGGCUGGUCCUGAGCCGGGCGGCAGGGCUGAGGUCGGGCGGGCUGGAGGUCCUGGUCCGGGCGUGCCCCGGGUUGGAGGCGGUGGACGUGUCGUACUGCUGCGGGUUCGGGGACAGGGAGGCGGCGGCGCUGUCGGGCGCGGUGGGGUUGAGGGAUGUGAGGAUGGAUAAGUGCUUGGAUUUGAGCGAUGUUGGGUUGGCCAAGGUAGCGGUGGGGUGUGGGAGGUUGGAGAGGCUGAGUUUGAAGUGGUGUUUGGAGAUUAGUGAUUUAGGGGUUGGGCUUUUGUGUAAGAAGUGUCCUCACCUCAAACACCUUGACAUUUCAUUUCUAAAGGUGACGAGUGACUCGAUUCAAGCGAUUGGAACGUUGCAGAAGUUGGAGGUGUUGGCUAUGGCGGGAUGUGGAUUGGUGGAUGAUAAUGGAUUGCGCUUUCUUGAACAUGGGUGUCCUUCACUUCAGGUUCUGGAUGUAUCAAGGUGUGACAAAGUCAGUUCAUUUGGCUUAGUCUCUGUCAUUAGGGGACAUAUUGGUCUGAGGCAGCUAGAUGCGGGUUACUGUUUUUUAGAACUUUCCACAACCCUUCUCCACCAGUUGAAGGAAUUGAAGAAUCUCAAUAGGAUAAGAAUUGAUGGGGCUCGAGUUUCAGAUUCUACCUUCCAAAUCAUUGGCACCAAUUGCAAGUUUUUGGUUGAAAUUGGUUUGAGCAAAUGCAAAGGAGUUACAGACAAGGGCCUUGUUGAGCUAGUAUCUGCUUGUCCAAAUAUGAAGAUUCUCAAUCUGACAUGUUGUGAUUCAAUUACUGAUGCGGCAGUAUCAGCAAUAGCUGAGUAUUGCAGAAGUCUUUUAUCCCUUAAAGUAGAAUCUUGUAAUUUGCUCACGGAGAGGAGUCUUCAUCUCCUUGGGUCAUCUUCUUUGCUACUCAAGGACCUUGAUCUCACAGAUUGCUCUGGAGUUAAUGAUGCAGGACUUGAAUAUUUGUCCAAAUGUUCGGAGCUUUUGUGCUUGAAAUUAGGACUUUGUACCAACAUAUCAGCCAAGGGAUUGUCUCAUAUUGCUUCAAACUGCUCCAAGAUUCGUGAACUCGACCUGUACCGCUGUACUGGAAUUGGGGACGAUGGACUAGCUGCUUUAUCAAGUGGUUGCAAGAAGUUGAAGCAUCUAAAUUUGUCUUACUGUAAUGAGGUUACCGACAGAGGGCUGCAGUACUUAAGCCAGGUGGAGGAACUCUCAGAUUUGGAGUUGCGUGGUCUUGUGAACAUCGCGGACAAAGGUCUCACAGCACUUGCAGCUGGGUGCAAGAGACUUUCAGCAUUAGAUCUCAAACAUUGUGAGAACAUCAAUGAUUCAGGAUUCUGGUCUCUUGCCUACUACUCGAGGAGUUUACUGCAGAUAAACCUAAGCCAUUGCGGAAUCUCAGAUGUUGGGCUGUGCAUGCUGGUGGGAAACCUGUCCCAGCUGCAGGAUGCAAAGCUGGUGAACCUCACAAAUGUGUCAGUACAAGGGUUUGAGCUCGCACUUAGGGCUUGCUGUGUCCGACUCAAAAAGGUCAAGUUGCUUGCUUCUCUGGGAUUCCUACUUUCUCCUGAGAUACUUAACACCCUGAGGGCAAGGGGUUGCAGAAUAAGGUGGGACUAAGUAAUGCUGUGCUAUUAUAUUCCUAUUUGUCUCAACUUCUGGGAAAUAACCAUGCGUUUCUUUCUUUCUAAAGCUAAAGUAAUUCAUGUUUGGAUAAUAUGUUGUAACAAACACUUUGGCAUAAGUUGUCAAAAUUGAAAAAAUUAUGAGCACCUUCCGCAUAAGCUGCAAAUUUCGGGAUUGUAGUCUUUAUGUCACUAACGGGAUCUGGGAAGCUAAUGUGAGUUUGAUUUUUUUCUUUCCCCCCAAAAAUGCAUAUGGGGGAGUUC